Symsagittifera roscoffensis is the source of this 360-nucleotide messenger RNA. RefSeq lists its product as uncharacterized. The transcript is spliced from 2 exons. Lineage: Eukaryota; Metazoa; Xenacoelomorpha; Acoela; Convolutidae. Bases 1 to 360 code for a protein of 119 amino acids. The record is from RefSeq and is a predicted model, not a curated record.
AUGGUGAUGGUGAUGGUGAUGGUGAUGGUGAUGGUGAUGGUGAUUGUAAUGGUGAUGAUGAUGAUGAUGUUGCUGGAUAAGGUGGUAGUGAUGGUGAUGGUGUUGGUGAUGGUGUUGGAUAAGAAGAUCUUGAUGGUGAUGGUGAUGUUGAUGGUGAUGGUGAUGGGGUUGGAGAAGGUGUUAUUGAUGCUGAUGGUGCUAGUGAUGGUGAUGGUAAUGGUGAUGCUGUUGGAUAAGAAGAUAAUGAUCGCGAUGGUCAAGUUGAUAGUGCUGGGUAAGGUGAUAUUGAUGUUGAAGGUGAUGGUGAUGGAUAUGGUGAUGGUGAUGGUGGUGGACAAGGUGAUAGUCAUGGUGACAUGA